AUGGAGAGUGGAGUGUCACGUUCGUCACUCGUCCAUGGCACCAAGACGAAUCCAAAUUCUGAUACCUGGUACGACACUGAUGCAUUUCUCUUGGAUCAAGUCAAAGAAGUGUUGAACAAACUCAACGAUGGAUCGAUAGACGAUGAAAUAUGGGGAAAAAUUGUGAUAAUGGAGAGAUGCAAGCGAGUUGCAAAAGCAUACCUUCGUAAAACUACCGUAAUCAUUGAUGGUUCUGAAGAUGAAUUUGAUGGCAAAACACUUGGAUUCAAUCAUUUUGAAAAUAGUACACGCGAUGAAUAUACACAAGAGAUACGUGCCAAAAUCAAUGAUGGUGUGAUUCUAAAAAUGGAUUAUCAAGGAAAUAUCAAGGGAAUGGCUCGCGGAGCAACACCAAUCAUAUGCCAAGGAUGGAAGGACACGAGAACUAAUUGCAUUUCGGAUCGGCUUGUAAGACUUCAUGGAAAAUUGAAUCAUGGCGCUUCGGAGGAUGAGAAGGCUUAUAAAGUGUUUGAUAUGAGAAAGUUCAAGCACUCAUUGGAGAGAGAAAUUCAUGACGGAAAUCCGGAUGCGAAAGCCUUGUUGUUGAAGACAUGCGUUCGAAUUGCUCUCGUAAAGGUGAAUAGCAAGUUUCGCGAUGGUGCCGAUAUGGCUCGUACACCGUGCUGGUUCGCUGUCGUCAAUUUGGUUGCCUUGGAUAUGCUGAAAGAAAAAAUCCCCGACCUUUUCUCUAUUUUAAAUGGAAGUACAUUGAGUAAAGCAACUCCAGUUCCCCAAGACUCUUUGGACACUCAAACGUUGACGCAGAUUAUUGCAGCGGCUGUUACUCAAGCGAAUAAAGGAUUGGCCGUUCCUGCAACACCAACAAGCCUUUCAAUUUCGCCGGAACAACUUGCUCAAAUCGCGUCGACUAUUAGUAUCGCUCAAACAAAUACCAUGAGAACUGCGGAUUUGACAACAAUGAACAAGAAGGAGAGAAAGAAAACAUAUCACUGCUCAACCUCCUCGCUUGACUCAUCCGGCGAGGACUCAUCCGGUCAACGCUCGGAAUGCAAUCCUAAAAUGAGGGUGAAACGUUGGGAGCAGAACAAUUUGAAAGUUGAGAAAAGUGAUAUGGAGAAAGUUUUGGAGAAAAGUAGAGUGGUUCGCCCUCACCGCCCUCUUCUGCAAGAUGUUAUCUUCACUAGAAGUCAUUCCAUCACUAGUGACUAUGAUAGUAAUAAGGAACACUUUGAUUCUGGAAGUUGGAGUUCAACUCAGUCAAGAUCGCAAUAUAAAGGGAGUCAAUCAACCGCAUCCUCGGUGGUGUCAGAUCAUGAGAUAUCUGCCUUAGCGCGUGAAGAACUCAAGGAAUCCAGUGAGAUCAGAGAAGCCAACAGCACAUCAGAGGAAUCCAGUGUCGAACCCGCGACACCAUCACCAGCACCCUCUGUUAAACUUGCACCAACACUACCUAGAAAAGAUUAUGAAUCCGCAAUGCCUGAAGAGACUGAAAUUAUGCGAACCCGUCAUAACUCGAUAGCGCCAUUGGAUUUCACGCCGAAACUUGAAGGGCCCAAAGAAUGGAAGCCGUCAUUGAAUCACACAAGAAUUGAUCAUUCCCCACCACCACCAUUGCCCAAAACACCACAACCGUCUGGCCAGCCAAUACAUCAGAACUAUAACACCUUUCAUUCCAACCCCAGCUUUUACGACAGCCAUGACGAUGUGGUGAAUAUGCGCUCCCAGCUUCGCUCGAGGAACGGCCCGGAGAUGGAAAUUUACUUCGGCAGAGUCGCCCGACACUCCUCCGAUCUCUUCCUUCCAACGCAACAACAUCAGGGACGAGCCAACCCCUUCGUCAGCGAACUCCGACAAGUUCUCGCAAAGCGUACGAAUGGAUUGCGAGUUGCCCGCAACCACUCACAACCAGCAGCAGCUCAUCCCAACUUGCGACAAUUCACCAACAAUUACCAAACAAGCACGAACGGACGAUGCACACCACCGGAAAGAGCACAGUCGCAGCUCAUUGGAUGUCAAUACCCACGCGGGCUUCGUCGCACAACGAACAUGCAGCUUCAACCGAGCCACCAACAACCGCAAAGUAUCAAUUAUGGCCAGUCGAUUCUGUGCCGCGACGAAAACUCAACCCGAGUCAACAGAACCGGAUCACUUCCAUGGGGACAAUGGCAACAUAUGAGAAGAACGCACAUGUAA
This is a messenger RNA of Caenorhabditis bovis, 2193 nucleotides long. Lineage: Eukaryota; Metazoa; Nematoda; Chromadorea; Rhabditida; Rhabditidae. The record is from the annotation of a GenBank genome assembly.